AUGUUGCGACUCAAACUGGUGCAUUGUGUUGCUGCUCCAGGUCACUGUCAAGACUGCUCAUCGAGGGCCAUAUCGUGGAGAAUCACCCAUUUCCCUGCUCCCGUCACUUUCCAAUGGUGUGCCCACUGUUCAGACUUGGGGGCAUAUUUGGCUGUUUUUAUCGAAAUGGGUGCCCGAUUUUCAGACAGAUAUCGAGUGGGAGGAAAAAGCACAACUCAACACUCUUCCAACUUGCUGAAGCCAAAAUGA
This is a messenger RNA of Ascoidea rubescens DSM 1968, 249 nucleotides long. RefSeq lists its product as uncharacterized. Lineage: Eukaryota; Fungi; Ascomycota; Saccharomycetes; Ascoideales; Ascoideaceae. The transcript has a single exon. The record is from RefSeq and is a predicted model, not a curated record. Bases 1 to 249 code for a protein of 82 amino acids.